This is a messenger RNA of Daucus carota subsp. sativus, 895 nucleotides long. RefSeq lists its product as uncharacterized. The transcript is spliced from 4 exons. The record is from RefSeq and is a predicted model, not a curated record. Bases 324 to 686 code for a protein of 120 amino acids. Lineage: Eukaryota; Viridiplantae; Streptophyta; Magnoliopsida; Apiales; Apiaceae.
AUGACACUGACGAAAAAAGGAUUGAAAAUAGGCCACCUGAAAUUCCACUGGAUGAUUUUAAGAUAUUGUUGAAGUAUUGGGCAGAUGAAGGAGUUCAGUCACUUGCAGAGGAUAAUACAGCACGUCGUCAUUCUUAUGUUGACCCCCACACACUUGGUCGUAAAACUCUUGCUGAACUUAAAGAUGAACUGAAAAGUAAAGACCCCAAUCUUGCCUCUCCCUCACAAGCUAAAAUCUAUGUGAAAAGUCGUAAGCACAAAAAGGGGCACAAGUACAAGUCAAAUAGGAAAGCAAUCAACAAAAGAAUUGAUUCCAUUGACGAGAUGCUGAAAGAAGGAAAUGAUGCAGAUGUGAUGCUUCCCGGAGGCAAACAUGGGGCAGAUUGGUUGGUAGGAAGGAAGGGCACAGCAGUUGCCUUGGAAAAAAUUCACGCUAUUCCAGAACCUUAUGUUGAUGAGUUGACUGCAAAGAUAACUCAAAAUCUGGAGAAUGAAAUGGAAGCCAAGGUAAACAGAAAAGUCCAGGAGAACAUGGCUUGGUUGCUAAAAAAACUAGGAGAGGCAAAUCCUAGUAUGAAAUUUGAUAUUGGAGACUUUUGUGCGACCUUCUCAAGUGAUCAAGACGAGAAUGGCACACCUAUCACUCCCGCCACUCAAACUCCUGGCACACAAGGCGGCACUUCUUAAAUAUGUUAUCGGAUUUGCCUUUAUCAAACUUAGUUACUUUUAUGCUCUUGUACCUUGGUAGACAGUACUUUGAACUGUUAUUUAGUACUUAUGUCGUAAUUUGGAUAUGCAGUAUUUUGGAGAAGUUGGUGUAGGAAAUGAGACUAUUUGGAGUAGUUGGUUUUGGAGUACUUUUGUCAUGUACUGGAAUUGGUUUGGUUUAGAGAUGA